This is a messenger RNA of Plutella xylostella (diamondback moth), 5714 nucleotides long. RefSeq lists its product as uncharacterized. The record is from RefSeq and is a predicted model, not a curated record. Gene Ontology annotation, cellular component: nucleus. Gene Ontology annotation, biological process: regulation of transcription by RNA polymerase II. Lineage: Eukaryota; Metazoa; Arthropoda; Insecta; Lepidoptera; Plutellidae. Gene Ontology annotation, molecular function: RNA polymerase II transcription regulatory region sequence-specific DNA binding; DNA-binding transcription factor activity, RNA polymerase II-specific.
GACAUUUUGUUUGAUACAACAAAUUCGUUCGACAUUUUUUUCGAAAAUUUGAGCCUGUUGCUGAUGCUAGCUUUUAAUUUUUGUUUAAAUCAGCUUUCUUUCCACUGGUAUUUGCGCAAUUCAACUAACUAAUAGUCUCAUUCCUAUACUCGACCUUAUCUGACCAAUUUCAUAAUGUUUUGUGUAAUGAAAGGAGAAUUCUGGCUGUGAAAAAAAAACAGCAGGAACAGCUGGAGAAAUCGCCAUGUCGUCGGACAUCGACAUCGAGGAGCCGGACCUGCAGUCGCUGUCGGCGGCGCGCCUGCAGUCGCUCGUCACCGUCAAGACCGAGCUGCUGGACGAGGAAGAAACACCAUUCGAAUACGAAUAUGAGGAAUCUCAGCUGCAGCCCCUGUACGACGAAGAAGUACCCGACAGCACGACGGACCCGCCCCCCCCGCGCGCCCCCGCCCCCGCCCCCGCCCCCUCCCCCUCCCCGCCCCGUGCCGCCCCCGCGCCCAGCCCGCGCGUGUCCUCCACGCGCGAGGACGACCAGCCCUUCAACAACUGCAUCAUCCUCGGCUCCAAGCCCACACCCCUCGACGAAACCUUCUCCAAGGUGAAAAUAGAUUGCCAUAGUUUGCAACAGAAUUGUGUGGUAGAAGAUCAAAUCCUUACACCGGAGGAAGAAUAUCCUACAGAGAACGAUGAAUACCGUUCAGUGGAGGAAGAAUAUGAGACAGUGGAAGAAGAGUGUGUGUCUGAUGCAGACAGUGCUCCCUCGGUGGACGUGGCUCACUGCACGCGGGCGCGCGUUGUGCUGGCGGACUGGGCGGGCUACCUGCGCGCGUGCGGCGGCUACUGCGCGCCCUGCCGCGUGCUGUUCCCCACGCGCAACGCGCUCGACGCGCACAAGAUGGCCGCGCACUCUUACCUCGUCGCCGUGGCCCGCAGCCCCGAGCUUGAACCCGCUCCCGUGGUAAAGAAAGACUGUUUUGUGUGCAAGAAGCAGUUCAGCAACGAGAAGGACUUGAUCAAGCAUAUUUAUUUGCACGUGAGCACGUCGCAGGCGUGCCACCUGUGCGAGGAGACGUUCUACAGCAAGCAGCUGCUGGAGGAGCAUGUAGCCACGGCGCACCCCGCGCCCCCCGCCGCCCCCGGCGCGCUGCUCGUGCACAGUUGCCCCGUGUGCCACCACUACUACCGCAGCCUGCCGCGGCUGCUGGCGCACGCGCUGCGGCGCCACCGCCGGCGCCCCCCCGCGCCCCCCGCGGCCCCCGCCACGCGGCGCUGCCCCGUGUGCGCCGCCACGCUCGCCACCUUCAAGUCCUACAACUCGCACAUCGCCGUCGUGCACAAGCAGCUGUACGACCGCGUCGUCGGCAACGAGGUCAAGUUGAAACAGAAGAGUCAGGGUAAGAUACCCCGGUGGAGACCCAGGAACGACGUCAGGACGCUGCUGGCUAAGGACGCUCUGUUUUAUUGUGCUACGUGUGGGCUGAGCACGCCGGACCUGGUGUCGCACGAGCGGCACGUGCGGGGCUGCGCGCGGCGGCAGGUGCCCAGCUACCAGUGCACGGAGUGCGGGGCGCGCGUGCCGCGGCGCUUCCGGGGCUUCCACCGGCGCCAGCACGGCCGCGGCGCCGCGCUGCCCCGCGUGGCGUGGGGCGCCCCCCGCGCGCUGCUGCGCUGCCCGCUGUGCGCCGUGCAUCACCCGCUGGCGGGCUUCCGCGCGCACGUGCGGGGCUGCGCGCCCCCCGCCCCGGCCCCCGCGCCCCCCGCCCCGCCCCCCGCGCGCUGCCCACGCUGCCCCGCCUCGCUGCCGCCCGGGCUGGCCGCCGAGCACGCCGCGCUGCACGCCGCCGCGCCCAGCGAACCCUUCACGAUCAUCACCAUUCUCGGGAAAACUAAGUCUAAUAGAAACAAGUCUGCGGAGGCGGUGGACGAGGCGGGCGCGGCCGUGCCCCCCGAGCUGCAGCUGGAGGUGUGCGGCACGUGCGGCUGCGCCAUGGCGGCGCGGCGCCCCCGCCCCCACCACCUGCGGGGCGCGUGCCGCGGGAUCCAGGCCUGGCGCUGCCGCCACUGCGCGCUCAGAGUGUCCAAGAACGCCAUGACGCGCCACCUCAAGCUGCACCGGCUGCUGCCGCGGUUCACGCUCGCCAACUUCCGCUUCCGCUGGCUCGGCGCGGAGGGGCCGUUCCGCACGCACGCGGCGUUCUUCCACCCGGACGCCGCCCCGGGCCCGGAGCCCCCCGCCGGCCGGCCGGGGUACACCGUGGUGCCGCUCGACACGCCGCUGGUGUACCAGUGUCGCUGGUGCGGCGCGUGCAUCCCGCACCGCAGCACGAUGGCGCGGCACCUGCAGCCCGGGCCGGAGCGCGGCGCCCGGUGCCGCGGCCCGCUGCCCGCGCCCGCCCCCGCCCCCCGCGGGCGCCGGAUCGAGGUGGCGUCGCUGGCGCAGCUGCGCGGCGUGGUGCAGGUGCUGCAGUGCGCCGCGUGCCGCUUCCACUGCACGUCGCGCGCGGCGCUGCGGGGGCACGGCGCGCGCUGCCCGGGCGGGGCGCCGGCGCCGCCGUGCGCGCGCUGCUCGCUGCCCGUGCGCGCCGCCGACGCCGCGUGGCACCGCGCGCUGCAUGCCUGCCACCCCGACCUGCGCGCCGCGCGCCUGCUCGUGCGCCCCGCGCGCCCCACGCCGCCCCCGCACGACCAGCCGCCCCCCGGCGAACCAGAGCCGAUGGACGAUGUGCUGAUAGACGAGGGAGUGCCUGUGCCAAAGAAAGUGACGGUAGAUAGAUCGGUAGUACAAAUUAAAUGUGAACCUGACCUGGAAGUGCCUUUGAAGCAGCACGUGUUCUACCAGUGCUCGGCGUGCCGGAUGGUGCUGCACCGGCGGCACAGCGUGUAUAUACACGCGGCGCGCUGCUCGGGGCGGGCGGCGGCGGCUUCGCGCUGCCCGCGCUGCUCCGUGCCGCUGCGCCCCGCCCAGCGCCCCCCGCACCGCCGCCUGCACCAGGAACACCACAUCGACAGGAACAACAUCAGCAUCGUGCCCUUCUCUCCCGGCAUCAAACCCGUGCAACUCGCGGCCGCCGACGCGUCACAGCCGGGGGAGGGGGGCCCGGUCCUGGUGUACGAGUGUGUGCAGUGCGGCAACAUCCUGCACCUCGCGGGGAACAUCCCCCGCCACCGCGCGCAGUGCCGGGGCGUCCCCCGCGCCCCCGCCGCCUGCCCCCGCUGCCCCCUGCGCCUGCCCCCCACCUGCCUGCGCAAGCACCUGCUCAUGCACGACCAGCGCCCCGACAUGCGCGCCGGCAACAUACAGGUCGUCAAGUUCUCCAGCAAGAAAAACAACUUAGUCUUCCUCGGCUCCAAACUGCCUCAGCCGAAGAACAGAAUCGUAUUGGGCUCGAAACUGUCGCAGACAAAGACUGAGAAUAAAGUCGUGUUGGGCUCGAAGAUUUGUCAGAGCAACAAACUUAUAGUGGGCUCGAAGAUGAGACAGUCGGCAAAGUUCAAGUUCUACCAGUGCCGCCGCUGCAGCCUCGUGGUGCGCGACCGGGCCAAGCACCGCGACCGCGGCCGCUGCAAGCGCACGUCGAGACCACUCAUCACCUGUACCAAGUGCCUCAUCCCACUCCGCCGCAAGCAAGUGAUGUACCACGAGAGGCUGCAUAGACAGAAACCGAGUCUCAACGCAGAGACCUGCCAACUGAUUCCAUUUGUCUGCGAGGAAGCUGGUGCUAAAGAUGAAGCUAAAGAUGAAGAUACAGAUGAAGAAGCUGAAACAAGAGAAGAUACCGACGAGGAAGCUGCCGGCCCCAGCGCGGCGGAGGAGUCUCCCGCCGUGCCGCUGCACCGGUGUCCCGCGUGCCGCCUGCACUUCCUGACGGCGGCGGAGGGCGCGCAGCACGCCGCCGCGCACCGCGCCCCGCGCCCCGCCCGCGCCCCGCGCGCGCCCUGCGCCGCCUGCCGCCUGCACUUCCCCCCGCGCUCCCUCCCCGCCCACACCCGCCUGCACCACGCCAGCGACCAGCCCCCCAACUACGACAUACUGGACAUCGAGCUGGACGAGGAGCCGGCGGAGCUGGAGGCGACCACCAGCAGGAAGCGGAGGCACGACGGCGAGCCGGCCGCGGCGGAGACCGUGUACCGCUGCGGGGGCUGCGGGCUCAGCCACGUGUGCCGAGCCAGCGCCGAGCGGCACCGCGCGGCCUGCGGGGGCGCCGCGGCGGGGGGCGCGGGGGGGCUCGCCUGCAGCAAGUGCGAGCUGCAGUUCGACAUGCAGCAGCUGCUGCAGCACUCGCUGAAGCACCACGGCGAGCGCGCGCCGCCCGUGCGCGUGGUGACGCUGCCGGGGGUGGCGGGGGGCGCGGGCGGGGGCGCGGUGGGGCGGCGCGUAUACCACUGCGAGCAGUGCGGGUUCAACUUCAUGCGGCCGGGCUCGCUGGCGUGGCACCGCCGCCCGCACCACCGCAUCGCCCAGCGCCGCCGCUGCCGCCACUGCCGCCUGCUGUUCAGCAAGCCCUCCAUCAGCAAGCACGAGCUGCUGCACCACACUCGCAACAACUACACUCUGGAGGACCUCGACAUUGUCGACGAGUAUAACGUGAAAAUUCCCUUAGAGAAGGUUUUGCUAUCCUUGACUGACAAAGAUUCUGAGGAGUUGGACUCGGAAAUUGGUCAGGACAACAAACUUAUAGUAGGCUCGAAAGUGAGUCAGUCGAUUGAAAAGUCGGAAAAAGUGGAGGAAUCUGCGGACGCUUGCGAGCCGACAGACGCCAGCUUCAAGUUCUACCAGUGCCGCCGCUGCCGGCUGGUGGUGCGCAACACCGCGCGGCACCUCGGGGACCGCGCCCGGUGCAAGCGCACCUCCAGGCCACUGAUCACCUGCACCAAGUGCCUUAUCCCGCUCCGCCGCAAGCAGGUGGCGUCCCACAAGAGGCUGCACCGGCAGAUACCCACUCUCAACGCGGAGACCUGCCAACUGAUUCCCUUCGGCAAAACAGGAAAAGGAACCAGGCCAGAGAGCCAGACUGAUGAUGAUGAUGACGCUGCGACUGCUGAUGAUGAUGACGCAGAUCUAGAGGUGACGCAGAGUGCGGAUGACACGGCAGAGGAAGAGAAGACAGAAGCGAACUUGCCAGACGUAGUCGCCAUGACGGGAGGCGAAGCGAGUGACGCGAACAAAGGUGAAGCUACACCAAGAGACGGGCUGGAAUACUACCGAUGCCGAGAGUGCAACGUGGCGUUCCUAGAGCAGGGCAAGUGCGAGCAACACGUGCACGACCAUACGCCCAUGGAGGAGUAUGACUUCGUUGAGUGUAAAAUAUGUAAAAUGAAUUUCGACUUGGAAGCGUUGAAAACGCACAUGACGCAUCAUAAGAAUCAAUUGUUCUCUGUAGAUAGUGUUAAAUGGGUGGAAUAUUUUGGUAACGGCGAUCGGUUGGAGGCCGCUAGUGGUAACGAUAAUGAGCUUAAUAGUUCUAUGACGAGUGUAAAUGAUGACGAAAUGGAAGUGGAUGAAAUCUUAGGGACCUAAACUGAUACUCACCGUGGACGAAAGUUAGAAGAUGGCGAUUUUUUUUUAUGUAAGCUUAAGUUAUGGAUAAUCUAUUUGCAAAUGAAUUGUUUUAGGUUAAAGAUUCUUGAUCCUACAGUCGUCGAAAUAUAAUAGGCCCGUUUGGACAGCUCGAAAAUGUAUGAGAUGACAGCUGGUGUCAAAUAUAAAUCAUAAA